Messenger RNA from Fonsecaea pedrosoi CBS 271.37, 2346 nucleotides. RefSeq lists its product as uncharacterized. Gene Ontology annotation, biological process: DNA-templated transcription. Gene Ontology annotation, molecular function: zinc ion binding; DNA binding. The record is from RefSeq and is a predicted model, not a curated record. Bases 1 to 2346 code for a protein of 781 amino acids. The transcript has 10 exons. Lineage: Eukaryota; Fungi; Ascomycota; Eurotiomycetes; Chaetothyriales; Herpotrichiellaceae.
AUGCCAGUUGCCAAAGAAGCAGUCCCCAAGUCUACGCUGGCAUGCGAUUACUGUCGGCUGAAGAAGGACAAGCACCGUGUCGAAAUUGUGAGGAAGAUCCAAAGGAAGCCACGAGAAGCGAAAGAAGUCCAACGGCUUCUCCAGGAUCGACUCGAGAAGGCGGAAGACCUUUUACGCCAGGCUGGCAUCGUUGUGCCUGUAACGCAACCCUCCUCGUCUUCCUCAACGGAGGCUCAGAGUGGCAGUACUUGGACGGCAAAUGUGUCCUCGGAGCCUCAAAGCCUGGAUGCAGAGUAUGAGCGCACACAAUUGCUGGGCAGCGGUACAUGUAUAGGCACUGAUCGACCGUCUGGCAUGGGAUCCAUAUCGACUCAGACCCAGACCCAGACCCGGAAUCAAUUCGCUAGCAAUCUUGCAUCGCCUUUCCAGCACUCACAGAUACCAUUUGGUAACUCAACUUCAGACGACAGAGACGCGAGAGAUGCAACGCUGACUCCACAUGGUCAUAUCGCUGUUGCUUCGAGCUAUACAAACACAUAUCAACCUUCAGCCACCCCGCCCGAUACGCGGAAGGCGAAUCCGACCCUCCGUCCCCUCGAAUUCCAAGAGACGCCCAGUAGCACAGAGGCACUUCAAGUUCAUGAUGCCACAACGUCAGUACACGACGGAAACGAGCCAGCGAGCCCAGUGGAAGAACUUCACGGACCUGGAUCCUAUCUGUCGAUAUGCAGCAAUCCUGCGGCAGAAUGGGUGUCCAAGCAGAUUGGCGUCUCGGGUUUCACAGACAGUGCCGCAUCGCUCACGAGUACGGUAUAUCGCGACUUGAAGAUGCAAACGUCCAUGCAACGUGGGAGAGUGCCGGAACCAGACCUCGCAUGUGCCAGAGAUUAUGCCGCAGCAUAUUUCGACCAUGCCUUCGAAUCGGCCUUUGAUAUCGUUGAUCGAGCGUCUUUCGAAGCGCGCCUAAACGCUCAUGUUCUGGGUUCUGCGUCUGGGGACGAUCCAGCAUGGUACGCCCUGCGCAAUGUCGUCUAUGCAUUUGGCUGCAGAGCGUCCACCUAUAGAGAGACAGUGCCAGAGUCAUGGGCGGAGGCGCAAAGGAAAUCCUGGCAGUACUUUGAAAAUGCUCUCUCAGUUCACACCGAGCUGGUUUACUUUCGAUCGAAUCUUUCCGCGGUGCAAGCGCUCUUAGCCAUGUCCCUCUUUGUUGAAGGAAUGGGCAAUCCGAAAUUGGAAUAUAUGCUCAUCAGUACCACGGUACGUCUGGCUCAGUCCAAGGGACUCCAUCUACAGCCGCCCGCGACGACCAAACUCUCAGCGGCUGAGAUAGCCCUUCGAAGCCGGCUGUUCUGGACCAUGUACUUCUAUGAGAAACAUAUUGCAUACCGAGCUUGCCGCCCAUCAAUGAUCAACGACGAUCACAUUGACUGCCACUUUCCUGAACCCGUUGACGGACAGGCUUCGAUCAAAACAGAAUUCUUCCACCAUGUUAUCCGCCAUGCACAAAUCUCAUCUUCCAUCAUUGAUCAACUGACCGCGGCAAAAGCUCGUCGACGGAAACCCAGCAAAACAAUCGAGACCGUCAACGAAAUUCACCAAAGACUCAAGUCCUGGUACGACACAGUGCCAGCGACUUUACGAUUCCGACGCUCACAGCCAGUCCUGGCUUCUCCAGACCUACAGAUGAGUCACAUCACUUAUCUACACCUGGCAUACCACGGAAGUUUGGCAGCAAUACAUUCAGUGUUCGCCUACCCCUGGGAAUUGACACGGCUGGAGGCUGGCUCAGAUGUCGACCUGAAUCCACAGAUCGACGCAAGCACACAAAUCCUUGCCGAAGCCGCCCGAAACAUCAUACUGACCACGAAAUAUCUGCAUCUUUCCGCGGCAGCUCCAGCGUGGGAACUCUUCUUGUAUCCUAUUGUAGGCAUGAUCAAUCUGUUCGUCUACAUUCUCAAAUAUCCCACUCGGUCCUCUAUCCCUUCCGAUCUGGGUCUACUGCAAAUGGCUGCCGGGUACUUUGGAUACUUAGACUACGCUACGACAUCGACCAAGCGCUUUCCCUUCACAAAGGACAUUGUAAAACUUGCUCAGAAUGCUACGGAAAAAGCGCAGGGUUCACACAGAGGCGGCAGUGAAGUCCUACCUGCAUUGACAGCCGGACUCGAAACCAACGGCAACGACGGGAUGGAUCUAUGUUCAUGGGACGAGGAAUUCGGAGAUUUUGAUGUCAACGAAAUAGGCCUGGAAAAUUUAGUCUGCUUCCUGCCCUCCCUGACUCAAGUCUCGUCAAUGGCAAUGGACACUUUGCCGGAUGGCUCGAUCGACUUUUCCAUCAGCAAGUAG